Messenger RNA from Chenopodium quinoa (quinoa), 3901 nucleotides. RefSeq names its product pre-mRNA-splicing factor CWC22 homolog. The coding region runs from base 600 to 3725 and encodes 1041 amino acids. The transcript is spliced from 7 exons. Gene Ontology annotation, cellular component: catalytic step 2 spliceosome. NCBI's taxonomy places the organism in Eukaryota, Viridiplantae, Streptophyta, Magnoliopsida, Caryophyllales, Amaranthaceae. Gene Ontology annotation, biological process: mRNA splicing, via spliceosome. The record is from RefSeq and is a predicted model, not a curated record. Gene Ontology annotation, molecular function: RNA binding; protein binding.
AUUAAAAAAGGCCGAGCCGGAGUGAAGGGAUAUUUCUGGCAAUUCCAUGAGUAAGGGUAGAAAAUAAAAAAAACAUCCUAAUCGUCCAUUUCCCUCCGUGAAUUUACCCAGUUACCCUAAACACACACUAAACCAAAUCGGCCGUUUCCCUCUCUUCAUCCCGUUUCCGUAGAUCCGACGCCUCACUGGGUUUACGCAACGUCUCAUUAAUCUCCAUCCUCUAUUGAAGCGUGCUCUGAUUUCUCCAUUGAAGCAGCUUCUGAGCUUUUUCUCCCCAUUAAAACAGAUUCUGAGGUAACAUUUUGUUUUGAAUAUCAACCUAGGGUUUAGUUUCACACUAUCGUUGAUUUCAUUGUCGAUUUAGGGUAUUGAACUAUUCGUUGUAAUUACUCUAGAUUAUUACGAGUGAUUUUGAAUAUCAAUUUCACAAUCUAGGGUUUAGUGUUGGUUUAUUUUUCAUUAUAGUCGAUUUAGGGUUUUUCUGAGGUGGAUUGUUGAACUAUUCAUUAUAAUUACUCAAGUUAUGAAAGAUUAUAUCGAGCAAUUUUGUUGCUAGACUAGAAUUUUUCUAUUGAUAUUCGUAAUCGAGAAUAGUUUUUAUGGAGGAGGAAAGAGAUGGAAAUACGAAGAGACGAGAUGAAGGAGAAAGGAAUGAACGUGGAGGGAGCGAUUCAGAGUAUUCUGAUAAAGAGAGGGAUAGGAGGAGAAGGGUGGAGGAGGAUGGAGAUCGUAGGAAUAGGAAGAGAAGAGAUAAUGGACGUGGAGGGAGUGAUUCAGAGAGUUCUGAUAUAGAGAGGGAUAGGAAAAGAAGUGAGAGGCAAGAGCGACCGAAUAGAAGGGUGGAGGAGGAUGGCAAUGGAAAUAGGAAGAGAAGGGGUGGAAGAGAAAGGAAUGGGCGUGGAGGGAGUGAUUCAGAGGGUUCUGAUAUAGAGAGGGAUAGGAAGAGAAGUGAGUGGCAAGAGCGGGAGCAGGAGCGACCUAGGAGAAGGGUGGAGGAGGAUAAAGAUGGGAAUAGGAAGAGAAGGGAUGGAGGAGAAAGGAAUGGUGGGCGUGGAGGGAGUGAUUCAGAGGGUUCUGAUAAAGAGAGGGAUAGGAAGAGAAGUGAGAGGCAAGAGAAGGAGCUACCUAGGAAGAGAUCUGAUGAUGAUGGGGGGAAUAAAAAGAGAAGAGAUAUUAGUGACAAGAAUGGGCUUCGAGAGAAUCAUUCAGAAAGUUCUGGUGAUGAGAGGGAUAGAAAGAGAGGUGAGACACAAGCACAAGAGAAGCCUAGGAAAAGGUUGGAUAAUGAAGAAGCUGGUGAUGGGAAUAGAAGUGGUAAUAGGGAGAGGAAUGGGCGUCAAGCUAGCGAUUCAGGGAGUUCUGAUGAAGGGAGGGAUUGGAAGAGUAGUGGGAGACGAGAAAAGGAGCAACAUAACAAGAGGUUGGAUGACAAAGAAGAUGGCAAGGAAACGGUUAUUGAAGGAAGGCAUGGUAGAAGAAUGAAUGAAAGAAACAGUUAUACUGGCCGUCGAGGGAAUGACUCAGAAAGUUCUGGUGAGAACCGGCGACGGGAUAGGGAGAGACGCAAACAGAAAAGAGAGAGGAGAAGUGACUCAGAAAGUUCUAGUGAGGACCGGCGACGGGAUAGGGAGAGACGCAGACGAGAAAGAGGGAGGAGAAGGCACCGAUAUGACACGGAUGAUUCCUCUGAUUCUGAUGGGCGUAGAAAAAGGCAUAGCAUGCGAAGGAGUGAUCGGAGAGAGGGUAGGACUAGUAAACAAACACAUGAUCUCGAGGAAGGGGAAAUCAGAUCUAGGAGAGAAACGAAUGAUAAAGCUUCUGAGUUGAAGCAACAAGGCAGGGAUGUUAUAGGAGAAGAGCCUGCAAAACCGCAAACACAGUCUACCACAGCAAAUAUGAAUCCGGGUGGUGAUCUUAGUACCCUUGGGAGGACUGGAGGAGUUUACAUUCCACCAUUUAAGUUGGCUCGAAUGAUGAAGGAAAUUGAGGACAAAAGCAGUGUGGAAUAUCAGCGUUUGACAUGGGAUGCUCUUAGGAAGAGUAUCAAUGGUUUGGUAAACAAAGUGAAUGCCAUUAAUAUCAAGAACAUUAUCCCAGAACUGCUUGGCGAGAAUCUCAUCAGGGGAAGGGGUCUGUUUUGUCGAUCAUGCAUGAAGUCCCAAAUGGCAUCACCAGGUUUUACUGAUGUAUUUGCUGCUCUGGUUGCUGUGGUCAAUACCAAGUUCCCUGAAAUUGGGGAUCUUCUUUUGAGGAGGAUUAUUUUGCAGCUAAAGAGAGCUUACAAGCGUAAUGAUAAGCCUCAACUGAUGGCUGCUGUAAAAUUCAUAGCUCAUCUAGUUAACCAGCAAGUUGCUCAUGAGCUUGUUGCUUUGGAAUUGCUCACCAUUCUGUUGGAGCAGCCUAGUGAUGAUAGUGUUGAGGUUGCAGUUGAUUUUGUCAAAGAAUGUGGCUCUAUUCUUCAAGACCUUUGUCCCAAGGGUCUGCAUGGUAUUUUUGAACGUUUUCGAGGAAUUCUUCAUGAAGGAGAGAUUGACAAAAGGGUUCAAUUUCUGAUUGAAGGCCUGUUUGCCAUAAGAAAGGCCAAAUUCCAGGGGCAUCCAGCUGUUAGGCCUGAACUGGAUCUUGUGGAUCCAGAAGAUCAGCUCACUCAUGAGAUGUCACUAGAAGAUGAGAUAGAUCCUGAGACUGGUCUUGAUAUUUUCAAGCAAGAUCCUAAUUUUGUGGAAAAUGAGAAAAAGUACGAGGAGCUGAAGAAAUCCAUACUGGGAGAUGAGUCAGAGGAGGGCGAGGAUGGCUCUGAUGCUGGGUCUGAUGAUGAUGAGGACGAUGAAGAAGAGGAUGAAGACGAAGAAGAGCAGCAAAUGCAGAUUAAAGAUGAAACAGAAACCAACCUCAUAAAUCUUCGAAGAACAAUCUACUUAACAAUUAUGUCCAGUGUAGAUUUUGAAGAAGCUGGCCACAAGUUGCUAAAAAUCAAACUUGAGCCUGGGCAAGAGAUGGAGUUAAAUAUUAUGUUGCUGGAGUGCUGCAGCCAAGAGAGGACAUAUCUCAGAUAUUAUGGUCUUUUGGGCCAACGGUUUUGUAUGCUUAACAAAGUGUAUCAGGAAAAUUUUGACAAGUGCUUUGUUCAGCAAUACUCGAUGAUACAUCGCCUUGAGACAAACAAAUUACGGAAUGUGGCCAAAUUCUUUGCUCAUUUGCUGGGCACUGAUGCUCUUCCUUGGCAUGUGUUAGCUUACAUACGUUUGACUGAAGAGGACACAACUUCUUCAUCUCGUAUCUUCAUUAAAAUCCUUUUCCAGGAAUUGUCUGAGCACCUUGGUAUCCGGUUGCUGAAUGAACGGCUUAAUGAUCCAGCAAUGCAAGACUCCUUUGAUUCGAUUUUCCCAAAAGAUAAUCCCAGAAACACACGAUUUGCGAUCAACUUCUUCACAUCCAUUGGUCUUGGAGGAAUAACUGAGAACUUGAGAGAGUACCUGAAGAACAUGCCACGAUUGAUAAUGCAACAACAGAUUCCAGAGUCUGAAGCCAAACCUGAACCUGAAUCUGCUUCUACUUCUGAUACUUAUUCAAGUUCAAAUUCAUCAGCCUCAGAGUCAUCCUCCGCUGAAUCUGAUUCUAGUUCCGAUGCAAGUUCAUCAAGCUCAGAUGAUGAUAGCCGUAAUAAAAGGAAGAAGAAUGAUAGCGGUGGUGGUAGACAUAGGAAACGAAGGAAGGGAGACUAGGAAACACACUGAAACCUUUUCUUCCCUCCUUGCAUUGUAGAAACAAGUUUUAUCCUCCUUAGUCUCCAUCAAAUGUAGAUGACACUAUUUAUAGAGAUGGAAACAGAAUUUGUACUAGCAUAGCUUAUAAUUUUAUUAUAGGUUUUUACAGUUUUGUAAUAAAUUGGUUCAAUUUG